Ostreococcus tauri is the source of this 1218-nucleotide messenger RNA. RefSeq names its product SAP domain. Bases 1 to 1218 code for a protein of 405 amino acids. The record is from RefSeq and is a predicted model, not a curated record. NCBI's taxonomy places the organism in Eukaryota, Viridiplantae, Chlorophyta, Mamiellophyceae, Mamiellales, Bathycoccaceae. The transcript has a single exon.
AUGACGACGAAUGAAAACGACAUCGCGCGCUCGCCCCUGCGCACCGUCCGCGCGCCCAACGACGGCGCCGACGACGGCGGAUUCAUGUCCCACGCCCCGCGACCGGUGAAAUUACGAAACGUCGAUCCGAGUCACCCGGUCGUGAAACACGCGCCGAGCACGGGCGUGGAGGCGAUCAUGCGCGGCGAUGAAAACGCACCGUUCUCGGACGGACGAACGCGGCGGACGUGGAACGAGAACAGGGCGGCGCAACACCAAGGGGCGAAUCUGUUCAACGCGCGCGUCGCCCCGGCGACGGUGCGCGCGAGCGGGAACACGAACAGAGAUGGGAAAUUGGCGAACGUCGCGGCGAGAUUCGAGACGAUUCAUCCGAAAACGUUGACGUUGCAAGAGCUCAGACAGGCGUGCCGAGCGAGAGGGGUGAAUCCGGGUGGGUCGAAGGAUGCGCUCGUGGAGCGCCUGGAGGAAGCCAUCGCGCGCAAGGAGUGCGCUCCGCUGACGUUGGAUUCUAGACCGACGACGCAACGAGGGGCGGUGGGGGCGGGCGCGAGAUUCGCGAGUAAGGCGGCCGAAGUCGUCGCUCCGGCGGCGGUGAAUCGUGAGCUCAGGGAGUCGCAGAAGAUUUGGCGCGCGCAGCAGGGGGGACAUGACAUUUUUGGCACCAAAUUCGUCGACGAACAACCAAAGAAGCGAAAGAUGGUCGAGGGACCGAAGACGACUUUUUCCUUCGAGGCAGUCUCCGACGCAUUCGAACCCUCGAAGGAGGUCGCUCCGAAGGACGAGAGCGUGAUCGCACCCGCGACGGAGGAGGUUGCGCCGAAGCGCGCCAAGGUGGCGGCGCCGCUGGAGGCGCCGUACGCCGAGCACGAGCCUCCGGCCGCGGUGACCGCCGAGGGUCCGACCGCAGAGCAUCGCAAGUCUGCCUGGUCCAGCUUCCAUGGCGCGGGUUUGUUCAGCGAAUCGUGGACCACUGCCUCGGCGGAGGAGGAGGCGGCGGAUGCGAGCCUGGUGAAAUCAGCCACCACGGCCACGGGCGCUUGGGCCUCUCUCGACGACGAACACGAACCCGCCGAGGCGUCCGAGUUCGAUCACGACGACGAAGAUGAAGAUGAUGAAGAAGCCCGCGCUCUUCGCGAGGCCGACGAGGCCGUCGCCGCGGCUGAACGCGAGCUCGCCGAGGAGCUCGCGCGCGAGUCGGCGGGUUCCGAUUCCGAAUAA